Molecule: messenger RNA, 1830 nt
Organism: Hansenula ciferrii
Lineage: Eukaryota; Fungi; Ascomycota; Saccharomycetes; Phaffomycetales; Wickerhamomycetaceae
Gene: GLG1
Product: glycogenin glucosyltransferase GLG1
Exons: 1
Coding region: 1-1830 (609 amino acids)
Cellular component (GO): cytoplasm
Molecular function (GO): glycosyltransferase activity
Source: RefSeq, a predicted model, not a curated record
AUGGUUAAUGCUAUUGUGACUUUAUUGUUCACUUCAUCUUAUUUGCCAGGUGCCUUAGUUCUAGGAAGAUCAAUCAGACAAUCAGGUUUGGACUCAAAUACUAAGUUGGUUGUGUUAUUAGCCGCUUCGUUGACUCAAUAUGAGUAUAAUCAAUUAGCUCAAGUUUAUGAUGAAAUAUUAGAUACUGAAUUGAUUUUCUCUAAAGUUGCUUCAUAUGAGUUACAAUUACUUAACCGUCCUGAAUUAUCACCAACUUAUUCCAAAAUCAAUAUUUUCAAAUUAACUCAAUUUGAUCAAAUUUUAUACUUGGAUUCUGAUACAUUACCACUACAAGAUUUGACCCAUUUAUUCAAAGAUUACGCUCAACUAUCAGAAGAUCAAAUUGUUGCUGCACCAGAUUCUGGUUGGCCUGAUAUUUUCAAUUCAGGGUUGUUUCUUAUUAAACCGUCAAUUCAAACUUAUCAAAAUUUAUUAUUCAAAAUCCAUAACUCUUCCAAAUCUCCUUCUUUUGAUGGUGCAGAUCAAGGUUUAUUGAAUGAAUAUUUCAUUGUUGAUUCUCCAAAUAGAAGAUCUUGGAUUAAAUUACCAUUUAUUUAUAAUGUUACUCCUUCAGGUCAAUAUCAAUAUCAACCAGCAUAUCAAUUUUUCCAAAAUCAAAUUAAAUUGGUUCAUUUCAUUGGUGCUACUAAACCAUGGGACUCAGGUAGAGAUGGUGAAAGAUAUCGUUGGUGGGAUAAAUAUGGUGAAUUCUACGGUUAUGGUUCUAUAAAAGAAGUUAUUCAUGGUAUUAAACCAAAGUUUUAUUUCCCUCCUCAAGAGUAUCAUGAAGAGCAUCAUGAAGAUAAUGGUGAACCAGUUAUCAUUGAUUACCAAGAAGGUAACGUUGAACAAUAUGACGAGCCAGAAGAAUCAAGAGAAGAUGAAGUUAAUCAUGAACAAGAUUAUUGGAAUCAAUAUAAUGAAGCCAAUCAAAUUUUGAAUGAUCCCCAAUCUUUUGAGAUUUUUGAAACCGUUCAACCUGAUUAUGAUCAAUGGAACCCUGCAAGAGACGAGCCUCCACAAGAUGGGAAACCUCAAGCUGCCGAUUUCCCAGAUCUGGGUCAUUAUUCUAAUGAGUGGGAUAAACCACAAGAACAUUACCAUCAGGAAUACCAAGAACAUCACCAAGAACAUCACCAUGAACAACAAAAUCAAGAUUACCAUGAAGAACAGCACGUUGAAUCAGAUUAUCAAGAUGAUUUAUCAAGAGAAGUGCAUGAAUCUUAUGAUGCAAGUGCACCAAUUUAUGAUGAGCAUCCAGAACCAGAACCAGCAGAAGAAUGGAAACCACCACCAAUUUUCCCAUGGGAAUUACACAAUGAUCAAGCUGAACCUGAACGUGUUUUCACAAUUAGUGAUGAAUUUUCAUUUGAUGAUCCUUGGACACAUUUACCAUUGUUCAGACGUAUCAAACAACAUCAAGAAAAAGCAGCAUCUGAUGCUCAAAGACGUGCCGAAAGUUUAGCGAGAGAAGAAGAGGAUGAAAAAGAGUUACAAAGACGUAAAGUUGAGGUUGCUUUGAUUAGUGAAGAACGUGAAGUUGGUGUCAUCACAAAGGAUGAUGCAGAAGAAGAAGAAGAAGAAGAUAAUGAAACUAUCGUCCCAAGUUCAACUGAUGUUCAAACUAUUGAAGAAGAUUAUCCAAUUGAAGAACCAGAUUUCUCUUCAGAACAAUAUGAAUCAAUUCCAAAACCAGCAGGCCUGGAAGAAAUUGAAAGAGAUGAGGAAUUAGAUGAAGAAGAAGAUGUUGAAUUACAAGAAGAUCUUAAAGAUAUCAAAAUUGCUAAAUGA